UUUUUCUGAGUUCUAUGGUUCAUUUCUGUGAGGCGUUGACUUGAAACAAUUUGGAAUCGAUUUUCAUACAGAAAAGAGAUCCAAAUUAUGUCUAGUUCCACGACUAAUCCACAAAGUUCAUCAUCAUCAUUGUAUUCGUCAAUUAUAUCUCCUGAAUAUAGUACUGAAAACUAUCUCUCCUGGAUCUAUAACACCUAUCUUUUCCUUAAGCGAGCUACUGUUACUCUUCCAGAUUAUUCUGUCAAAAAUGGUUUCUUCUCCGAUAUAAUCUGCGACCUUCUCAAGAUUGACCGUAUAGAACGUGGUCGUGUCGCUUGUUUUUUCACCGUCAAGUCAUCUGUAGUUAAUACUUAUGGUACCUUGCACGGUGGUGCAGUUGGGGUAAUUGCAGAGUUGGUGUCUUUGGCCUGUGCUCGAACCUUUGUUGCUAAAGACAAGGAUUUGUUUCUUGGGGAAUUAAGCAUUUCUUAUCUCGCUGCAACAAGUGCAAAUAUAAGUCUAAAACAAAAUUUUGCAUUGCUCCUUCCGCUAAUUGAGAUCUUAUUUGAAUUGCAAAAUUUAAUUUAUUGGUUACUGGAUUUCAUCUGCUCAAAAUUGCGACUCUUACGAGCAUUAUGUAUAUCUCCAAUAUUCGUUAUCCUUUCUCAAUAUUUUGACAGCAAAUUUCUGUAGAAAUUAUUAGUAUUGAAUGGAAAUCCAUCCACAAUAUUAGUGUUGAAAGGAAAUCCAUCAUCCAUCCACAAUAACAUGCGCACCUCUUUGAUUGAAGUAUCACUGUAUGCGUGACUAGAUUUGGAGGGUUUUGAAACUUUGAUAUGUUUAUCCUUUGUCUUUAGGUGGAACUUGAAAUUGAGGGGUGUGUGGCCAGGAGUGGAAGAAAUAUAACUACAACUUCAGUUGAUUUCAGAAUAAAGGAGUCAAGGAAGAUGGUUUACACUGCUCGUGCUACUUUCUAUGCAACACCGGUUUCAAAUCUUUGAAGAUUGAUUCCGACUUAGAUUGGAUAUGGUGAACUGUUAGUACUCCCCAUGGCUGACGGAGUGAUGCAAGUACAUCAUCAUAUUCCGCAUUUCACAAGUGUACUACAGUAUGCGAAUUUAAGGAAUACCAAGGCAUACUCAUUAUUCAUGUGAUGAAGCUACAAGGUCAUAUGGUUAAUGCAAACAUCAGCGGUUAAACUGGGCUUGGGCUUGGACUCGGUUGGUUGAUCUUGUAUUUGUUCUGAAAGAUGUUAUUUUUCUCCUCAUGUAAAGUCCUUGUUUUCGGUCGGAUGAUCAUGAAUCAUCUGUGUUUUCUAUCUUUGAUUGUUUGAGAGAGAUAUUAAA
Messenger RNA from Papaver somniferum (opium poppy), 1325 nucleotides. RefSeq lists its product as uncharacterized. Lineage: Eukaryota; Viridiplantae; Streptophyta; Magnoliopsida; Ranunculales; Papaveraceae. Bases 88 to 672 code for a protein of 194 amino acids. Gene Ontology annotation, molecular function: fatty acyl-CoA hydrolase activity. The transcript has 2 exons. The record is from RefSeq and is a predicted model, not a curated record.